Messenger RNA from Brassica rapa (field mustard), 693 nucleotides. RefSeq lists its product as uncharacterized. Lineage: Eukaryota; Viridiplantae; Streptophyta; Magnoliopsida; Brassicales; Brassicaceae. Gene Ontology annotation, cellular component: extracellular region. Gene Ontology annotation, biological process: cell population proliferation. The record is from RefSeq and is a predicted model, not a curated record. Gene Ontology annotation, molecular function: growth factor activity.
AUUCACUUAUAAAUUUGACUCUUCACUCAAUAUAUAUCACAAACAAAACAACACAUUAAAAAGAGAGAGAAAAGAUUAAGAAGAGUAAAACUAUGUCAAUGUGUAACAUCCUAAUCUUCGCAGCCCUUUUACUCAGCUUCAUGAUUACUGCUUCGGUAGCCCGUCCAUACUCGACUCUCCAGAGCAAAGAUACGGAGACGGAGAAGAAGUGUGAAACGAAUGAGUGUCUGAUGAAAUCGACGUUGGAUGCUCAUCUUGACUACAUCUAUACCCAAUCGCACCCGAAACUGCAUACAGCAGUUAAAGAAAUAGAAACACUAUGUGAAACGGAGGAAUGUUUGAUGAAAGCAACGUCAAAUGCUCACGUGGAUUACAUCUACACUCAGAAGUCUCCUCCACAAAAGCCAAUCCAUAACUAAUAUAUUCAACGUGUGUUCCAUCAUGUUCUGUUGUGUUCUCCAUCUUUCUAUACAACCAAAAAAAACUUAAUCAGCAAAAACUUAGUACUGUUUAUGUUUUAUUUUAAGUGGUUUCUGACCUCAAACAAACCAAAAAAAAAAACUCUCAAGAUAAAACGGUUGUAAUAGUGUUAUUUCGUACGCUGAUAGCAUUUGUUGUGCUUGGAUCAUCUUCUUCCCGAGGGCUCUCAAGAGCGUACUGAAACGUUCGAACAACUCAAUGUUCCAAAAGCUU